AUGUGGAAUUAUUCAAAUUCAUAUUUUUAUCCCUCAAACCGUCAAUUGGUGUCCCUUUUACUUCUCAGCUUCGGUGUCGGCUUUUAUUUCGGAACUUCUAUCUUUAAUGAAUGGUCUCUCGAGUCAAUAGUUUUUGACGAAGAACCUCAAAACCAAAGAAAAAUCGAUACUCAAGAGCAAAAAAGUCACGAUCCGCACGUUCAUGACGACUCAGAAGUGCUUAAAGAGCUCAAAAAUGACGUCAAAGUGAUUUGUUGGAUCUUGAACGAUCAUUUAGCGAACAAUGCAACUCCCGCAAUCGAGACAUGGGGUAAAAGAUGCACCAAAUUAAUCGUCUUAAGCACAUCCGCAACAGAAAAUUUCGGCAAUACGGAGUUUAUGAAGGUCGAAGAUGGGCAAUCGCCGUGGUUGCGAACAAAAAUGGCCUUUAAAUAUAUUUACGAAAAAUAUUUCAAUGAAGCUGAUUGGUUUUUAAAAGCUGAUGAUGAGACAUACGUCAUCAUGGAAAACUUACGUCACUUUUUAUACCCGUUCGAUCCAAAUUUCCCCAUUUAUUUCGGAUGUCGUCUCAAGUCAACCAACCCUAAAGAUACGGUGCAAGGUUACAUGGACAAAGGUGCUGGUUACGUAUUGAGUAAAGAAGCUCUCAAGCGUUUUAUCGAAGAAGCUUUGACAGAUCCGAGCAAAUGCAAUCAAGAUAACGGCGGAUUUGAAGACAUAAAUAUGGGAAAUUGUCUCGCAAACGUGGGAGUUGUUGCUGGAGAUGCUCGUGAUGCCGAAGGAAAAAACAGAUUUUUGCCUUAUAAAUUGACAGAACACAUGUUUCUGGAAAAAAAGGAACACAUUAAUACCUGGUAUAAGGGAAAUAGCUUUUAUCCGAUUAAGAAAGGGCUCGAUUGUUGCUCGCACAGCGGGAUUUCCUUCCAUCGAGUCGGCAAAAAUCACAUGUACGGAUUGGAAUAUAUGAUAUAUCAUCUGAAGCCAUACGGAAUAGAGCCAGAAUGGGAGCUGGGAGUGCAAAAAAUGAGCAUUAGUCAAAUGGAAGAAAAGUUUAAAUUAAUAAAACACAAAAAUGUUACUUAUUAUACUUCUAAUGAUACAUCAAGCGAUAAAAUUGAUCUCUACCAAGAAGUUCGAGUACUUUGUUGGAUAAUGACCAAUCCAAAAAACCACAAAAUCAAAGCAAUUCAUGUUUUAAAGACGUGGGGCAAAAGAUGCAACAAAAUUUUAUUCAUGAGUAGUGCGAAAGACGACGUAUUAGAUGCAGUAGCGUUACCUGUUGAAGAAGGAAGAGGCCAUUUAUGGGAAAAAACAAAGGAAGCGUUCAAGUAUAUUUACAAAAAUCAUCUGAAUGAUGCUGAUUGGUUCUUAAAAGCUGAUGAUGACACUUAUGUUAUUGUCGAGAACUUACGCACCUUUCUAUACCCGUUCGACGCAAAUUUCCCCAUCUACUUCGGUUGUAAAAUAAAAUCGAAAGAAAAAUCUCACCAGUUCAUGUCUGGAGGAGCAGGUUACGUUUUAAGUAAAGCAGCUAUGAAGAAAUUCAUCGAGGAAGCCAUUCCAAAUAAGACCAAAUGUGAAAUAUCACAAGAUAAAACGGCGGAAGACGUGACUUUGGGAAAAUGCUUAGAACAAGUAGGAGUCACAUUAGGUGAUGCACGUGAUAAAAACGGUAGAAGUCGAUUUCUGCCAUUCUCUCCUGCUGAUCAUUUGACACCAUAUCAUAACGUUAAAGAUAAUUGGUAUUACCGAAGAUCCUUUUAUCGAACGACAGAAGGGCGAAAUUGUUGCUCCGAAUCGGGAAUUUCGUUUCAUUAUAUUGAUCCGAAAAUGAUGUAUGUAAUGGAUUAUUUGAUCUAUGACUUAAAACCACAGGAAAAUUUGCUGAAAUCAUCGCAGUUAAAACGAAAAAUGACGCUGGAAGAAAUGAAAAAGAAAUUUAAAACUUGA
Molecule: messenger RNA, 1950 nt
Organism: Culicoides brevitarsis
Lineage: Eukaryota; Metazoa; Arthropoda; Insecta; Diptera; Ceratopogonidae
Product: glycoprotein-N-acetylgalactosamine 3-beta-galactosyltransferase 1-like
Exons: 5
Coding region: 1-1950 (649 amino acids)
Cellular component (GO): membrane
Molecular function (GO): N-acetylgalactosaminide beta-1,3-galactosyltransferase activity
Source: RefSeq, a predicted model, not a curated record